Messenger RNA from Peronospora farinosa, 3408 nucleotides. Lineage: Eukaryota; Oomycota; Peronosporomycetes; Peronosporales; Peronosporaceae. The record is from the annotation of a GenBank genome assembly.
AUGGAGAUCCAACUGAACGCCGCUACGGAAGAUGAGGAUAUGGAGGAGACAGCGCCCGAUCUACUGCACGCUGUGCACAUGUCUUCUCUGCUAUCAGAUGACGUGGGCACUCCUCAGAAUGCUUCACAUCUGCCACGCUCAGGUCUCUCAAGCCUCAUUAACUCCCCAUUGCCAGACGAUCAGAAUGAUGAAAUCGUACUUAGUCAGGACUCCGAAACUGUCGAAAAUGAAAUUGACGAUAAUGUUGAAAUGGAAGAAAAAAAGCAGUCCGUGUCAAAAAUGCCCACGCUACAAACAGCUGAGCUACAGACACUGCAGACGGAGCUGGAUGCGGCACUUAUAAAGCUCUAUACGGAGACAGCACCAGCUCCAAAGAGACAGAAGAAAGGAAAACAGAGUCGAAAAACUAAAACUGCUGUUGUCACUAAUAGCAAUGCAGCAGAGAUGGAAAUAUUUCGAGUACUGGACCGUUUGCAACGGAUUGUGAGCACGCAAUUCACCCAAAAAGACGUUCUUGAGGACGUUAUGAAGCUUUGUCUUGCUUUUUGUGAGCUGGUGGACGAGAAAGAGCCGGUGCAGAGCUUUGUGGUGCUAAAAAUUGACGAGAAAAAGAAGAAGAUGGUGGAUCUGGACAAAACGGUGGGCAAAUUGCCGAGUAAACCACUUUACGGACAAGUAAUGGGCGUUCUGAGACGUACCGUGCUCUGUGGAGGCGAGACAAUUGGGCAAGAGUUUUUGACGCAGGUGCUGGAUUGGUGUCUAGUCCGACCAACGCCUUCAAAUUGGAUGUGGAUGCUGGUGUCAAUUGCGCAAAUGGAUUCAUACUCUGUUCAAGAGUUUUUGUUUCGUGAAGCAAUUGCGAGAUAUCAGGGUAUAGGAGCAAUCGACGAUGAAGUGCAACAGUUUCUUCCGGCCUUGGAGUUUUUGAUCGAAAAGUAUCCGGCAAAAAUGGUGGAUAUUCUCUGUGAUGUGUUGGAAGAGUGUGCAUCUAGCAACGAAGGAUCGACUGAGAAAGUGAGGCGGCUUGUGGCGCUAGCAAGUGAUUCUGCCGUCCUUGUUGCUGCAUGUGACGAUAACCUUCAGUGGAUUGUCACGGAGAAAUUGGUUAUUGAACUUGCCAGCAAGUUUGGGGAAGGAAAAGAAGCUGAUGGUAACGACAAUAUGCAUGUAGAAAGAAUGGAAGUGCAGCUGCUCAAUUUUGUCCGCAAACGAAGCGCGGAACUGUCAAACUCAGGCUUCCAACUGCUACUACUGCUACAGAAUCUAUCCGCAUCAGACUUGCCGCCACGACUCGCAGCUUCCGUUGUCUCAUUUCAAAAGCAGCUACGCGAGAUUGCUGGGUCUGAAUCCUCGCGUGCCUUUGCGAAAGGAAUUUACCGGUUCCUCCCGUACAUCUGCCAAAGCACUCUUCGACUGCUCCAAGCGAUGACUUCAGCUGAUGAAACACCUGAUAGUAGUAUGACAUCGUCAGGUGCUGAUGAAAUGAUGUCCAGAGACACAGCGAGCCGGCGUUUUGAAGAAUGGAAGCAGUGGUUGUAUGUGCUGGCACAGUCGAUUUCUCGAAAAGAGGUGACGGAGCUGCUUAUAAAGACCGAUUUGAUGUCGGCGGAGUCGAACGACUUAACUUUCGCAGCGACCCAACCUGCAGAUCGCGCUUUUUGUGAAUUGCUGACCUCGUUACUGGCACAUGCUUCGCCUGAGUACGUUAAUUUUGUCCGCAGUAUUAUGCAUGAAUGCCAGUCCGCUGCCCCAAGAGCUCAACGACGCAUUCUUAAUAUCGUUCAAAUAUUGCUCAGCUAUAACUACGCCAAAGACAUGUUCGCUGCAAAUAGUGCUCUCCCGAUCAACGUGCUCUCAGAACAAGAUGCGUCCUGUAUGCAGCAGCUUGCUCGAGCAGAGAGUUGGAGCGAAACCCUGGAUUCAUUUGUUCUGUGGAAAGGUCUUUCCGGAGUGGAGUUCUGGGAAAUUUUUCUGGAUUUGGCGCGCUCGAAGGAUUCGCUGGUCGCUUCACGUGCACUUUCACUCGUGUCCCAGACACCGUUUCUAUCCCUCGAAGAUCCAGCUUGGCAGUAUCGAUGUGUGCAGAAACUGUCGGGUGUAUUUUUCUCGACACUACGGCAAUAUCGGUCAGAACUCGUUUGGAAGGAAGAGAAUUCAUCCAGCGAAUUGCGUUUACCGCAAGGUCAUAAUGUUCUCCAAAGUCGUUUACAAACUCUCAAGAUGAUUGUGUUUCGCGUUUUAGCCCUGGAUGGAGGUGUUGCUCAUUACCAAUCCUCCAUUUACAGCAUGUUUGCAUCGUUAUGGUUAGACGCACUGUUGUCUAACACGUCGGUGACCAGUAUUCCCACGCAUUUUCCCAGUAGUGUAAACUUUGCUGACUUGAACACAAACGAUGAUGACGGUCUGCUUGACGAGCGCCAGAUUAUUCGAUGCGAGCGUACAUUUAGCUCCAAGUGCACAAAUUUGCAGUCAUCACAGGUAAUAACGAAAGUUGCCGAGGCAAAGCUGGUGUAUCGGAAAACACUGGACUCGUCUUGGGAACGUGAAAUGCAUGCUGCGCGUGUGUGUAGCGUGUACGCGACCGAUCUAUUCUCUCAGCUUCUCGCUUCUAACGGGACUGCUGCUAGCCUACUUACUGAUGCCGAAACUAAGGACAAAACUACGUCGAACAUGGAGGAGGACGAGCAGUUUGAGCGGAGAUUGAAGACAGUCGUGGAUUUGCUUUUGGAGCGUGUGGUUCCAUGCUGCGGCAUUCCAAGCGACGACGUUUACAAGGAUAUGCUGCCGAAUCGCUCGAGCUUCGAUGUUGACUUGCGUGUGGAGCAGUGGUUGAACCACUUUCCUGCAUUUCUCCCGUUGCUGCGUUCCGUAGUCUCGACAUCGACGGUUUUGGGUUCUUCCCAGCUGCUACGUCUUGUGCCUGUGUUCAAGUCGGCGUUGAUUGUGUUAUUGGGCCACUGGAACAGUGUUAAGGGUGAGCUGAGCGUGGAAAAUGUCGACGUGCCUCCUUACAUGCGCAAUCAGAACCAGCUGGCGAUCACGUGCGAGUUAAUUCGGCUACUGCGCGCAACAACUUGGCUGCCUGUGCCCUUGGGCAAGACAGCUGAGCUUCUUCCAUUGACUACACCUGCUGACAUUCGCUCGAUUCUCUUCAGCUGCUGGUUUUACCUUUCCGAUCAUCCACCAAAGACUGGCUCACGUGCUCCGACACCUGCAACAUCCGCGACGACGUCUCCAAUAUCGUCAGGCUCGUCUCCUGCUCGUUUUAGUAUUGCCGGAUUGUCCACUGGUGGUCCCACAUCAAGCUCGAGUCAUCCACCUCUUGAGUUUUAUCUGAUCCCAUUGCGAAAAGCGUUGCAUCGCAAUAUCCGCAAGAUUGGUGCCAAGUACCCGCUCUUCUCCUGCUGA